AUGUCCAAGAGACUGAAGGGGGCCGACGGGGGGGCCGCGCCCAAGAGGGCCCCGCGCGUUGGCAAGCCGAAGGCGAGAGCCUCUGGUUCGGACGCGGGGAUGUGCCAGCGCUGCGACGAGCCCGUCGACAAGACAGAGUGCACGCGGCACGUGAGCGGCAGCCGCGUCAAGUCUGCCAUGGUCGGGCGCGACGGCUGCUGGAAGACGUUCGAGCGGCACUACGCCGAGGAUCUCGCUUGGCCUGACGUCUGCGAGAAGUACCACGAGGAGCCCGAGUUCAAUGGGGACUUCGAGAAGCGCGCCGAGGCCGACCAGCAGUUGGAGGACAAUGUGAGUCAGGCGCUGGGCGAGAAGGGCUCGGUCCUGGUCGACACCUACUACGGCCAGGAGAUCGCCAAGACCACCAUCCAGCUGACGCCGCAGCAGUUCACCUCCCUGAUCGCGCCCCGUGGCGCAGUGGGGCUCACGCCUCUCAUGAUAGAGACCGCCGAGAUCAGGGUGCACAGCUGCAAUCAGCCUGGGGUCCACACGACGGGCGUCGUGUUGCAGCAUUCUGGCAAGCCUUACACGGAUAUCAAGAGCUACACCCGCACCGAGGUCAAGAUGUCGACGCUGAAGCUGGCGGCUACGUCGGGCUCGCCUGGCACCGACAAGGAGACGUUGAAGCGGGAGGUCACGAAGCUUCGCCAGGGCCAGGCGACGAUCCUGCGCGGCUUUGCGAAGGCCCCCACAAUGACGACUCUACAGCAGAAGGCCUUGCCUCGAGCGGGGGGCGCGGCGCCGCCUGACGGGCGCGGGGCCGGCCCUGGCGCCGCCGCGCCGCCGUCCGCCGACGACUCCCUCGCCGCAUCUCUGCGCGGUGAGGGCCCGAGCUCGGCGCGGGCCCGCCGCUUCGACUUCGACGGCGUGGGGUCCCCGCAGGCAGACUCCGCGGCGAACGACGCUGGCUCGCGGGGUCGGUCGAGGUCGCCCUGUGAGAGCGCGGCCGCGUCGGUGGCAUCCGCGGGCGGCAAGGCGGCCAGCAGCGGCCAGGGCGCGCCCGCGGGCGCGGACAAGGAGCGCCUCGAGAAGUACAAGAAUGAGUUGGUCAUUUCGUCGCUCCUGGACGGCCAGCAGCUGGGUGACAAGGCGUGCGGGUUGAGGCGCUUCAAACCUACGACCCCGAGCGUUGAGGUCAUGGCCGACAGGUUCAGGGAGCAGGUCGAGGCGUCCACCCGCCUCGCAAGCAACAUCACUCAGAUGGAUUGGGCGCAAGUCACCGAGCAGCUGAAGGAGCUCAAAAGCGAAGACACCUUGAAAACGACAUCCUUUCAGUCCAGCCUGCUGACAGUCUACGUGAAGGAUCAGGUUGACGACGUUGAGAUCGUGGUUGAGUCAAUUCACCCGUGGUCCAGCAGCCCAGACGAUUACGUUGUCACUCAGCCCCGCCUUUCGAGCAUGUCGCUCGAUUGUGCAGCGAAGAUCUCCCUCUCGCGCGAGAUCCUCUUGGACGUCAUCGUGCUGCCCAGGCUCACGGACGAGGGAAAAGUGAAGACCUUGCAGCUCUUCGGCGAGGCGCUGGCGGUCGCAUUCACGCGGGAUGAGAGCCAUCCAAGCAACGUGCAGGAGUUCUCCCUUCAGUGCCAGGGUUUAGGCAUGCUGCUGAACCACUUGCCGAACGAGGACCCAGUGAGCUUCGUGGAGUGCAAGCCCCACCUGAAAGUGAUGAUCGAGCUCCUCACUGGGACCACCGAGGACGCUGAACGGCACCCGCUCGCAGAGAUGUUGGACCAGCACCCGCCCUGGACACAGUUCAAGGCGACCUUCAGGAGGGCGGCGUCCACCGACAUAGAGGCAGGGCCCAAUAUGGCACAGAUUGUGACGGAGCUCGUGGAGGCAGGCUUCAGCACAGUCGGCAUUCAGUCGAUGACAAAGGCACUCGCGAUAGAGAGGGUGGCCAACUGCAUCAUGCUGACGAGCGCGGACAUACUGGACAUCGAGCUGGCGGAGAAGCUGAUGGCCACCAUGGGAGCGUACGCCGCGGUACUGGCGGCCGAGCAGGGAUCCGCUGAUGACCCCAUGUCGCAGUCCUACCUGGAUGUUGGCGCUCACAUUGAGCACGCCCGCGCUGCCCGCCAGCAGGGCGCAUGCGGCAACUUCAUCAAGACCUACCUGCAGACCCCCGACGAUAAUAACAUGGAGAGGCUGAGGGAAUUCCAGUGUGAGAACAGGGGCUUGGAGUUGCAGGCCGAGGAUGACCUCAAGGCGGCCGCCAAGGCGGCGGUCCAACUCAUAGGGUCUUGCCCCGUCAUGGACAUCAUGAUCGACCUGCAGCUGCACGGCGAUUGCGAGGUGGCGAUCGCGACUUCCGAGAAGCACCGCGCCGUCGCCGAGGCUAUUGUGGAUUGCGUCAACUGCACCCCUGUGGCAGGUGUGGUCUUCACAGCGUUGUCCCACAGGUUGGCUGAUGUAAAGAAGCGCCUCUUGGUCGCCAAAUGCUACGCCAGGUUUGGGUUGGCAAUCAACGAUUACGGCACCAGCAAGGACGAUUUGCAGCGCUUGUACGAGACGCUGGACUCGGCCAUCUCGCGCCUGCCAGCGGACCAGUCCAAGCGCGUCGACGAUGAGCUCAAAGAGAUCGGCCUCGCAGACUACGAGGGCCACAGCGGGAAGACGCAGAAGUGGGAGCUGGCGGCGAAGGACUUGGCGAGCCAGCACUCCCAGCAGGCGGCGGCGGAGGUGAUGAGCUCGGGGAAGCACGCCCACAGUGCCCUGAAGAACAUGCGCGGCGGCAUGGCGGACGGCACCCGCUGGCUGGCAGCUUUCCAGGGCGACCAGACGGACUUCAGGCCGACUGCGCACGAGACGAUGAUCGAGAAGAAGGCCGAGUGCGUGAAGGCGCUGAGAGACUACAAGAUCGGGCCUGGGUACUGGGCCGGGGAGCUGCAGGAGUUCGACGACACCAUCGCGAUCGGCAGCGCGACGCUGAGCGUGGCAUCGAUCGCCCAGGCCCUGAAGGGCCAGAACGCCUCCGCCGAGGUGCAGAAGAUGAACGUGCAGAAGGCUGUGGACACGAUGCAGGCGCGGGCGGUGGCGGUGACGAAGCUGCCAGCGGGCCUCUGGUCGGAGGCGCAGCGGGUUCUCUCGUCGUGA
Prorocentrum cordatum is the source of this 3132-nucleotide messenger RNA. The record is from the annotation of a GenBank genome assembly. Lineage: Eukaryota; Dinophyceae; Prorocentrales; Prorocentraceae.